Messenger RNA from Pipra filicauda (Wire-tailed manakin), 3062 nucleotides. RefSeq lists its product as uncharacterized. The record is from RefSeq and is a predicted model, not a curated record. Bases 270 to 2474 code for a protein of 734 amino acids. The transcript has a single exon. Lineage: Eukaryota; Metazoa; Chordata; Aves; Passeriformes; Pipridae.
GAGGGGCUCUCGUGGUUGUGGGCACCCCCGGGCUCUGUGCCCCUCAAGCACCCGUGGGCAGGGCAGGGCUCUGUGAUGUCACAAGGGUCUCUGGGCACCCCCAUGUCCCACCUCACAAAGGGCCCUGGAAGGUGCCCGUGUCACAAAGGGCCACCCCCAGCACAGAGCCCUGUGGUGGGCACAGAGCCCUGGGGUGCCCACAACCACGAGAGCCCCUCUCCAAGGAGGAAUCAGCUCCAUGGAUCUCUCUCCAGCAGAGGACAACAGAGAUGGAUAAGAAGAAGAGGAAGCCCAAGUCCCAGUGCUCCAGCCCCUUGCCCAGCUGGCUGGCAGACGACACACCCAGGAGGGGGCUGUCCCAGUGGGAAGAAGAUGUGACACUUCAAGAACUCUAUGAAUGGGAAGAAGAAGUGAGAGUCCGAGAACCUUCCCAGCGGAGAGGCCGGAGACGCCGAGAGCUCUACAAAUUUGAAGAAGAUGUGAGAGUCCGAGAACUUUCCCAGUGGAGUUGUGGGAGACACCCGGAGCUGUACCACCGGGAAGAAACUGUGACAGGCCAGGAACGGUACGAAUGGGAAGAAGGUGGUGUGAGAUACCACGAGGUGACCCAAUGGGAAGAACGUGUGACAGUCCAAGAGCUGCCCCAAAGGGAAGACGUGAGUGACAAAAGGCUGUCUCAGGGGGGAGCUGAUGUCGGUUACAGCAGUUGGGACAAACCCAUGUGCCCGGUGAGCGCUGGGGAUGCCCAGGCUGUUCCCCAGGAGGGGCCCAGCUCUCCCAGCAGUGUGGGCACAGCGGUGGCAGCAGAGGCAGCCCAGGACCUGCCCAGUCCAGCUCCUGCCCCGCUGAGUCCCACGGAGGCUGAGCCAGCAGCUCCUGCCCCAGAUGGAGCUGCUGAGGAGGAGGAGCCCCAGGAGCCUGUGGCUCCUGAGGAGACAAAGGCAGAAGGUUCUCCAAGCUUUGGGGAGCUGGUGCCAUCAGCAGGGACAGAGAGCCCGGUCCCUGCCCCCCAGAGCCCCUCAGAGGGCAGCCAGGCCCUGCUGGGCACUGACCAGCAAAUCACCCCUGAGAUCGUGAGUGAGGCUGAGCUUGUGAUGCAGCAGCUGGAGGAACAGGGAGACCUGGAAGAAAGCACAGCUGCAGAAAUGCAAGAAAGAGCAGCAGAGACACAGAACCCAGUCCCUGCCCCACAGAGCCCCUCAGAGGGCAGCCAGGCCCUGCUGGACAUGGCUGAGCUCAUCACCGCUGAGAUCCUACAUGAGGCUGAACUUGUGAUCCAGGGAUCUGAGCAGCAGCUGGAGGAACAGGGAGACCUGGAACAGGGUGCAGAAAUGCAAGAAAGAGCAGCAGAGACACAGAGCCCAGUCCCUGCCCCACAGAGCUCCUCAGAGGGCAGCCAGGCCCUGCUGGACAUGGCUGAGCUCAUGACCACUAAGAUCCUGAGUGAGGCUGAACUUGUGAUCCAGGGAUCUGAGCAGCACCUGGAGGAACAGGAAGACCUGGGACAAAGCACAGCUGCAGAAAUGCAAGAAAGAGCAUCACGGACAGAGAGCCCAGUCCCUGCCCCCCAGAGCCCCUCAGAGGGCAGCCAGGUCCUACUGGACAUGGCCGAGCUCAUUGCCACUGAGAUCCUGAAGAAGGCUGAGCUUGAGAUCCAGGGAUUUGACCAGCAGCUGGAGGAACAGGGAGACAUGGAACAAACUGGGGCUACAGGAAUGUUAACAACAGGGACCGCAGACAGGCUGGAGAGCCUGGACUCUCUCCCACACAGCCCCUGCUGCCUCUCCUCCCCUGUGUUCACCUAUGUGGAAGCCAAGGCCCUCAGUGGGCAGCAGGCAGGGGGAGAAGGGGGGACAAUCCUGGCAGUCCAGGAGACCGAGGAGGGGGCGUUUGCCGAGGAUGAGAACAACUGGAAAUUCUACGACGAGCUGGAGCUUUGCAAGUGGCAGGAUGAGAAAGAAGUCGAUAGCUACCAGUGGGAAGACGGCAUCGGCCAAGAGCUUUCCCAGGAGGAAGACUGCAUUGGCCAAGAGUUGUCUGAAAGGGAAGUUAAGAGACACUCAGAGCAGUCCCAGCGUGGAGAUGACAGUGACAGGGAGCUCUCACUGGAGAACUGCGAAUGUGUGACUGCCCACAACACCCAGGAGGAGGACGAGUGGGAAGAGUUGGGUGUCCUGGAGCUGUCCCAAGGAGAAGGCACGGAACACAGGCUGGGAAUCCUUGCGGAAGAGGGGCUCCCGGUGCCCGUCCCUCGCGAGGCGUGGGCUGAGUGCCAGGCGCCCGCCCCAUGCUCAGUGGGGCCAGUCUGUGCAUCCACUCCCCAGCCCGAGGCUCAGGCUGCAGCUCCUCCCACCUUGGGCAGGCAGGUGGCAGAGGCAGGGACACAGACCCAGGGCCCCUCUAGUUUCUGGCGGGUGCUCGGGGCUCUGCUCAGGCUGUUCCACGCCUGCAGGCCGGGACAGCCCCAGGAUUAGGCCCCGCUCCAGCGCCGGGCCAGGCCUGGACAGAGCAGCUGGCCCGGAGCCUGCCCCGCACCCCGAGGGCACUGCAUGCACAUGUUCCUGCAGGAUGACCAAUCCCUGGCUGCUUGGGAUCACUCCAAGUGGAUCUCGCCGAGACCAAACAGUUUCCGACGUGGCAGCGCCAAACCAGCGCCGAUGGGGGACGGCUCGUGCCAGGGUGGCUCAGCGGGGAACCACAGGGAAUCCUCAAGGCUGGCAGAGACCUUCAGGAUCAUCCAGUGCCGCCGUCCCCCAGCACCACCAGAAUCACCCUGAAACCACGUCCCUGAGGGCCACAUCCAGGUGCUUCUCCAGCACUUCCAGAGACACCACCGACCACCUUCCGACUCCACCACUGACCAGCGACACCUCCUCAAUUCCUGACUGCUCCUGCUGUUAGGAAUGAGCCAGCCCAGGACAUAUUGCUCCCAGAACCUCCCUGCAGGACUGCCACGUCCACAGCUAUUCCACAGCAAAUGAAAGUUGGCUAAAAUAAAUAAUUGUUAUAGCAAAUUAUUAAAAAACAAUAAAUUAAAAAUAAAAUAUAAUAAAAAACCUAAA